Messenger RNA from Pogona vitticeps (central bearded dragon), 2468 nucleotides. The record is from RefSeq and is a predicted model, not a curated record. NCBI's taxonomy places the organism in Eukaryota, Metazoa, Chordata, Lepidosauria, Squamata, Agamidae.
UAAGUUAUUAAUGGAUAUGGACUAUGCAAGAAGCAGAGGAUCACUUUUCAAUACAUCAAACGUCACAUUUAGUCUUAACAUGUUAUCUAGACUAUGAAGUCUUUUCUGUUCUGAAUGUGGAAGAAAGAAGAAGGAACAACAGAAUAAUCUAACAACUAUUUAAUCUUACCCGAGUUUUAUGAUCUAAGUUACAUGGUUUUAAUAUGUACGAUAGUACAAAUACAUAUGAUGAUGAUGUUGAUGAUGAUAUACCUACACAGUACGUCAUUCAACAAAGCUUCCAGGAUAGUCACAAGAGGGGAACAGUGACUACAUCAAAGAAUGACAGCCUUAAUUUUCCCACAAGUGAAAAACACAGGGAGAUAGUCACUGCAAUUCAGAGAGGUGAAGAAGAAGUUUUGCUCAAGCUGAUGAGGAAUGGCUCUGCUUUUCGGGAAACAGAUGCAGAAGGUUGCCUUCCUCUGCAUGAAGCUGCAGCCCAACCAAACAAGAAUAUUCUUGAAAUCAUUCUGAAAGCUUCACACCCUGUUGUGUGGCAAGAGACAAAUUUGAAAGGAGAAACUCCUCUGUUCGUAGCAGUAGACAAAUGUCUUGUGAAAAAUGUGCACUUUCUGCUCCUUAAUGGAUUUAACCCCAAUGUUAAGAAUGAAGAGGGAGACUGUGCUUUAUUUACUGCAAUUACACAUGGAUCGUAUGAAAUGGCUUCCUUGCUGAUACAGUUUGGUGCCGAUAUCAAUCUACAGUGUGUUAACAAGCGGACUGCUUUACAUGAGGCAGCCAGAUUAGGUCUAAAAGACAUAGUAGAGCUUCUGCUUUCUGCUAAAGCAGACCCAGAUCCUCCGAGUUCUUAUGGGCUCACACCUCUAGCCCUGGCAGCACAGAACGGGCAUACAGAAAUUCUGGAGAUCUUAUUACGUAAAGGCGCCAAUGUUCUCUCGCAGGCAUCUGACUGUGCAUCCAUACUCUUUGAAGCUGCUGGAGGAGGAAAUCCAGAUUGUGUCUCUCUCUUACUGGACUAUGGAGCUGAUGCUAAUGUACCAAAGCACUCAGGUCAUUUGCCUAUCCACAGAGCUGCUUACAGAGGACACUUUUUAGCUUUGCAGAUCUUGGUUCCAGUGACAAAUUAUUCUGCCAUAAAGGAGAGUGGGAUCAGUCCAGUUCACUCAGCUGCAGCAGGAGGACAUCCUCAGUGCCUUGAAUUCCUUCUCAAAUCUGGCUUUGACGCCAAUUUUAUGUUACAUCAGAGAAUUCGCAAAGGUUAUGACGAUGAAAGGAAAUCAGCCUUGUAUUUUGCAGUCUCUAAUGGAGAUCUUACCUCAGCUCAGAUGCUUCUGGAGGCUGGAGCCCUUCCAAACCAAGAUCCAGUGAACUGUCUCCAACUGGCCUUGAGAAUGGGCAGCUAUGAGCUCAUUAACCUCCUGCUUCGCCAUGGGGCUAAUGUGAACUACUUCUGUAGGGUUAAUACAACACAUUUCCCAUCAGCUCUGCAGUAUACAUUGAAAGAUGAAGUCAUGUUAAGGAUGUUGCUGAAUUAUGGGUACAAUGUUCACCAGUGUUUUGACUGUCCUCAUGGAGACAAUGUACACUCCCAGUACAUGUUUGAGGGGUGGACCUCAACUGUUAUCAAAGACACAAUGUUCUGUGACGUGAUAACCUUGUCCUGGCUACGGCACCUAUCUGGAAAAGUAGUGCGUAUCAUGCUAGAUUAUGUCGACCAUAUCAGAAUCUGCUCUAAGCUUCAAGUUGUUCUUCAAGAGCAAAAGCUAUGGCCAGAAAUCAACGCAAUUUUGACAAACGCCCGGUCUUUGCAACAUCUUUGCCGUCUGAGAAUCCGGAAGUGUUUAGGACGUUUGCGUCUACGUUGUCCUGUCUUCUUGACAUUUUUGCCACUACCAAACCGUUUAAAAGACUAUAUACUUUAUAAGGAGUAUGAUCUCUAUGGACAAGGAAAUUUAGAAGGAUUCUACUAACUGAGGCCUAUGUAACUGGGUUUGUGCCUUAUAUCCAUUCUACAUAAAUAGCCUCUUAUGUAAGUUUUAAAACAUAAUUUUAACAACUAAUCUGAAUAAUAUUACUUGUUUUUAUGAAGGAUAAAACCAGCACCUGAGUAAUUUUUUUAUAAUUCCUAUAAAGCAAAAUCUACUGGAGAAUAAAAACAUAGUAUGCCAUCAUCUCUAAUAAGAAAGAAGCCUAAAGCUUCUAACACUGUUAUUCUGAUAUCAAUGUUACGGGAGGAAUGAAGACUAUGUGUUUUCACUCAUAUUAGUGUAAUCAGGUGACUUUAAAAGCACAAAACUAUGUCUUCUUCCACAAUUCAUUGGGAAAAGAUAAAUUUUCAAUCUGUUCCCUCUAUAAUUAGAUGAUUAAAUAUUUCAGUCUUCUUUCUCACUGGUGUAGUAGUUAAAGGUGUUCAGGAAAAUUAAUUAAAAACAACACAUAAAUUUGUAACUGCCCACAAGAACUUGAUG